CGAGAUUGUGUAGAAAUUUCAAUUAUUAUAUUGAAGAUAAAAAAAUAAUGUGUAAGAGAAAGAUAGUAAAGUAUUGCGCAAGUCGGAACAUUUGGUGAAUGAUGCGGAGUAUUGAUACGAGACAGAACUAAACCGAGUAAGAGUCCUACGCUCACAUGCUAAGUCUAAAGGGCAAUGUAAUGAAUAAGUUAUUAUCUUAUUGUCAAUACGCUUGCGCAUGUCAGAGGAACUUGUCAAAUACAAACGCAUUCGUGUGUAAUCAUCGUAAAAGUAAACUUUAUUUCUACAAAUCUCAACGCUUGUUUACAUCUGCCACAUCUGCCAAGUGUAGCAUAUGAAAUAAUUAGUUUUAUGACUCAAUAGUAUGCGAUAUAAUAAUUUAAAAAUUUUACAAGAAGAUAUAAAUAAUUUACCUGAUAACAACAAUGACGACGUCUAAUAGUGUGGCCGCCCGGCAAUCAUUAAUUAACAUUAGCAAAAAGCUAGACAAAGUGAACGCUGGAAUAAUAACAUCUUGUAUUGUCGGCAUGUCAUUAUCUUACUACGCAUAUAUUGUUGAGACAACCAAAGAGAAAGAUCAUAAUUACAUGGCAAUGUGCGAUAUCAGCGAGCGAGUCAGUUGCACCAAAGCUUUUAUGUCUGAAUAUGGCAAAGGAUUUGGUCUCAUUCCAAAAUCAUCAAUUUUUUAUUUACCGAAUAGUAUCUAUGGACUGGUGUUCUAUGGAAUAGUUUUUGCUUUAAAUAUUUUUAACAAAUACGGCUUAGCUGUAAUAACAAUUGUCUUGACCGCCUCAUCAAACUUGAGCUCCAUUUAUCUGGCUUGGAUUCUUUGGAAAUUGAAUGACAUUUGCAUCAUAUGUAUUAGUACCUACAUUGUCAAUUUAAUUCUUGUGAUUCUCAGUUACAACAAACUGUCAUACAUUCGUCAACAGUUAUCAGUAACCGUUGGACCAAAAACUACUGGAUAUAAAACUACUCAUAAAAAGAAGAGACAUUAGAUCAAUUAUAAAUUUUUUGUUUUUUUAUUUAUUAAUUUUCAGUUUAGAUUUU
Molecule: messenger RNA, 1050 nt
Organism: Cotesia glomerata
Lineage: Eukaryota; Metazoa; Arthropoda; Insecta; Hymenoptera; Braconidae
Gene: Vkor
Product: vitamin K epoxide reductase complex subunit 1
Exons: 3
Coding region: 426-998 (190 amino acids)
Biological process (GO): vitamin K metabolic process; peptidyl-glutamic acid carboxylation
Molecular function (GO): vitamin-K-epoxide reductase (warfarin-sensitive) activity
Source: RefSeq, a predicted model, not a curated record